CAUGUUCUUGUCGAACUGUUAACGUCUUGAUACGAUGAACUACGAAUGCGAAAUGCUCGAACAAGCAGGAAUGAUCACUGUUUUCGUUACUACGUCAAACGACACCUGACUGAUCCUUCGUAAAAAAUGUAAACACAAAUGUCCACAAGUAAAUACGCGCUUAAAUUUUAAAACUACGAAAUUCAAUUCUUAUAGCAAUUCGAUCCAUCUACUAAUUCCUCUGAUUAUUUCUUCAUAAAUCUACGCUUGAAUCAUUAUUAUCAAUAGUAAUCGAUAAUACUUCUAAUCGAUAAUAAUUAAUUUCGCAAUAAGAAGAGGAUGUUGCAUUGGUGUAUAUAUUUGAUAAUUUUUACGUGAUAUAGCGAUCAUUAUAGAAAAACUGUUAUUAUUUCUCUCAGAAACGUAUAUCUACAAAACCCACAUGUGUUGAUAACAAUAUAAGCUUGUCAAUAAAUAAUGUUUAUUAUGUUUCUAAAGUGGAUUUAAUCACAGAUCGAAAGAAGACUGUAGUUUCGACAGUAGCCUCGAUGCCAGCCGCGCGCAACGAUCUGCGCAUGCUCAGUAUCUGAACUAGUCAAACGCAAGUGUGUGCCUGACAUGUGCUUUUAGGUUAGUUCCACGUUUUUUAAUACAUAUUGUGUUUGUUGAUCAAUAAUUAUAGACGUGCGCGUUGUUCUUUUUGAAAGUGUACAUUAAAAGAAUAACAGUUACAAAUGACUAUACAAGAUAUGGAUAUUUCUUUGAAUAUUUGUGCAAAACCUGUUGAUAAGAAGAAAAUAGGGACAGAAGAUGAUUCUAUUCUUAGUUUAAUGAGGCAGACAAAAAAUAAGGUAGCUGAAAGUAAAGUUCCAAACAAUAAUGAGUCAAAAAAAGUAUCUGUUAGAGAAAAUAAUACCACUAAAAAAAGAAUUAAACAAAAGUCUUUAGGAGCAAUUGUUGCACUGAAAUUAAAGGGAACUAAUACACCUAAUAAAAAUCAGUCUUCUGUUGUACAAAAUAAAUUAAAGACUAAAUCACAAGUAAAUAUUAAACAGCAGCAAUCGCAACAAGAAAUAUCUAAAGAGUCUACAAAAGAAUAUAGAAAUGAUAUAGAAACAAGUGACUCUUUGACCAACAAAGUGAAUGAAGCUUCUGAUGUCCCUGUUAUUUCAUUCACUAAAGUUACCAAAGAAAAUUUUGGUAAAACUUUGCUAGCAAGAAAGAGAAACGUUACAGAUACGAAUACUAAGAAGACAUUGUCUAGCAUAUUUUCAAAACAACCAGAAUCUGAAGCUAAAGAAACUAGUUUGUACGAUUCGUUAAAGAAAAGAGUAUCAGAUGAAAAUGAUAUAUCAAAAAAGAAAGCUAAAGAGGAAUUUAAAGAAGAAUCCAAAAAACUUUCUGAUUCACCAGAAAAGAUAAAUCUUGGCAAGAAAAAAAAGAAAAAACAGCUAGAAAAGUCGAAAACUGAUAACAAUAGCAAUGUAGGAGAUAAUAAAAAUACAAAUUUCUCUCAUAAACCUGUUGGAAAGAUAUCUUCCUUAUUUGGGCAUAACCCAGACAUACCAAACAUUGGACAAAGAUUAGUAAAACCGAUAAAUGAACCUAUAUUUACAGGGACAACCUUUACCGAUCUUAAAAUUCAUCCUUUCAUGAUAUCUAACUUGGAGCAAAAUAUGCAUAUCACUAAAAUGACUAUAGUGCAGCAGAAAGCAAUUCCCCAGAUAUUUUCAGGCAAAGAUAUCCUAGUUAGAUCACAAACUGGUUCUGGGAAGACAUUAGCAUAUGCUUUGCCUAUAGUUGAGUGUUUACAUAAAAUUAGACCAAAAUUAAGUAGAAAUAGUGGUUUAAACGCUCUUAUAGUUGUACCAACUAGGGAAUUAGCGCUACAAACUUAUGAGUGCUUUCUGAAAUUAAUAAAACCAUUUACGUGGAUCGUACCAGGAUAUCUAGCAGGCGGUGAAAAAAGAAAAGCAGAGAAAGCUAGGCUGAGAAAGGGAUGCAAUAUUUUAGUCGGUACACCGGGUAGAUUAUUAGAUCAUAUAAAACGAACGACGGCUUUGAAAUUGAGCGAUGUUAAAUACUUCGUGUUAGACGAGGCUGAUAGGAUGUUUGACAUGGGGUACGAAAAAGAUAUAUCCGGUAUAGUAAGUGCUUUGAAGGUGUCACUCCCAAGUCAAAACACAGGAUACGAUGCCAUGAAAAUGUUGCGUCAAAAUAUAAAGAAAGUUUUUACCGAUGAAGAUCUUGAGCACUUGGAAAAUAGUGGUGAUUUAGAAGAAUCUCGAAACGAUAAGCAAAAGGAUAACUUAUUGGUUGAAUCGAACAAGGGUAUAGAUGUAGAAUCUGAGGACGAUGAUAUUGUGGACAAUACUAAACGAAAACAAGUGUAUCAUUCUAGCAGUGACGAUGAUUCCGAUCAAUGCGAGCCUUACGUUAAAUCGAAAAAAUCAAAUGGGCAGAAAGCUUGUACAGACUUUGUGGAAAAGAAGGAGUUUGAUACCCUGAAAGAUAAGACGCAACUCAAAGAAGAUGAUAAUCAUAAUGGGGACGAGUCGAGAAGGCAGACAAUUUUACUUUCCGCGACAUUGACACAGGCGGUAGAAAAAUUGGCAGGCCUUGCUAUGGAUCAUCCUGUUUUCAUCGAUGCUGCUAAAGAAAAUUUGGAAACAACCGGUGGUGAUGCAAACGAAAUUAACGAAGAUUUAGUAGUUCCACAAAGCGUGAAUCAAAGUUAUAUCGUCACACCUCCAAAACUGAGAAUGGUGACUUUAAGUGCUUAUAUCGCGGGAAAGUGUCAGAGUCACGGUCAACAUAAAAUACUAAUAUUUAUGGCCACCCAAGAUAUGGUUGAUUAUCACACGGAGAUCUUAUCGUCCGUACUAACUAAACCCAUCGACGAAGAUGACGAUGAUUCUGAUCCUUUGGUCGAUGUGGAAUUCUUCAAAUUACACGGUAGCAUGACUCAAAAGGAACGAACUGAAGUAUUCAAAACAUUUAGACAGGCGAAAAGUGGAGUUCUACUCUGCACGGUACAAACGUUGAUCCCGGAGUGCCUGAACAACGAUGGCAGCCGCCCACAUUUUACAGCGUCACUUGAACGAAGAUUCUAUGGCAGCAUUAUUAAUUUCCACGUUGAAAACUCACGAGAGCCCCCGCGGAUGGAAUGUUCCGCGGCUCUCAGCGGUGGUGAAUCCGGAUCCACGAGGUGAUCUAUGGUCCGAGUGAGAUGUUUUGAGCGGACGAUCCGUUCUCGAUCCUCCGAGCCACGAUCGCGGCCUCUCUCCUAAACGAUCGUUUGUCUUAAUCGCUGCCAUCGAUCGCUCCUCGUCCCUGUUUUCGUUACAUUAUAUCGCACCGGUGGCAGCUGCGGUGCUUGUUUCAUCUAAAGAUACGUGGGCGUCCUCGGCCGAUUUCACUUUAUCAGACUAUCUUUCGAUCGAGUUCUAAUCGGACUUGUUUAUACCCGCCGAUCAAUUACAACGAUCUUGAAGUAUUGCUUCUCAGGAAAAUAGUCGAUCAUUUAGUAUAAUAUAUUUGUAUGGAAUAAGUUUAUCGUGGAAAGAUAAUAUCACAGUCAGCGCGAAGAAACGGAUGAAACAAAAUCGCGCCGAUAAAACACGGUUCGCCGUCAGGAUCAGUAUUUUAUUUCGAUCGGGCUAACUUCUUUCUCGUUUUCCUUCACCCCGGCGCCUGGACCGUUGCGUCGUAGGUUGGCGUCGAAUUAAUUCGAUAAAAAGAUAUAAAAAGGAAGAAGACAGACACAUCCGUAUCGUGCCGCGAAAGAAUUUUCGGGGCUACGACGCCCCCCACUGGUGGUCCGGGAUUAGUCUCCAGGGUCGUCAAGCAGAAACUCGAUGUGCUCCGUUCGGUAAAUCAUUGGUUAACCGAACGCAAGGAAAUCAGGGCCGUGCUCAAACGUUCGCUGUUGGGGUUUCACAGCGGGCGCUCGCUGCCAGCCGCGCGCAUUCACCUUCGUACAAAACGAGAAAUCGGCACGGUUUGUAAGACAUUUGUACCAGCAGAUCGCACGCUCUCUCGGUCCUUGCUCUCGCCUCUUGGAUUAUUAUCGAAGAACAAGAUGUCCGAAUCACCGGCCACGGCAGAACUUUUCUCUCUUCGAGUUUUCCAUAAGUAUACUUUUAAUUUCGAAUGUACACGUUCGAUUCUCCU
Molecule: messenger RNA, 4152 nt
Organism: Bombus pyrosoma
Lineage: Eukaryota; Metazoa; Arthropoda; Insecta; Hymenoptera; Apidae
Product: probable ATP-dependent RNA helicase CG8611
Exons: 7
Coding region: 714-3191 (825 amino acids)
Biological process (GO): ribosome biogenesis
Cellular component (GO): nucleus
Molecular function (GO): nucleic acid binding; RNA helicase activity; ATP binding
Source: RefSeq, a predicted model, not a curated record